AGUAACUCAGCUGAAUGAGAAUUUCAUGCUGACAAAGCCACCUCGCUCCUAUUUGGUAACAAAUCAAAGCCCCGUAGAUUCUCGAAGUCCAAAAACCUAGAAAGAGAGAGAGAGAGAGUCUACAUAUAAAAUCAUCUUCGUGAACUAUCUUUCUCCCUUCUCUUCCAGCGCAACUCUUGAAACUGAACAGAAACCAUCCAUGGCAGCCACCGCCAAUCUCUCUCCUUUGUCCUCUUCAUCAACUCUCUCAAAAUCCAUCUCCAAAAACGCUUCCUUUCCUCUGAACCCGCCUCAAAAAAACCCAUCUUCUCUCUUUCCAAAAACCCUGCCAAAACCCUCUUCUUUCCCUUGCAAACAUGUUUUUCAUACCCAAAAACCUCAGUUUACCAUCUCCUCUAAAAACCCCAUCUCUGACUUCUUUUCGACAAACAAAAGUGACCCAGAAGACGAUUUUAUCUCUUCUUUUAGUGAUGGUGACGAUAAGCCUCGUGAAGAGUGUGGUGUUGUGGGUAUCUUUGGUGACCCUGAAGCCUCACGUCUCUGCUAUCUGGCCCUCCACGCGCUUCAGCAUCGUGGACAAGAAGGUGCUGGUAUUGUAGCAGUGAAAAACAAAGUUCUUCAAUCAGUUACUGGGGUUGGUUUAGUCUCUGAUGUGUUUAAUGAGUCUAAGCUUGAUCAAUUGCCUGGCGAGAUGGCUAUUGGACAUGUUAGAUACUCAACUGCUGGUUCUUCUAUGUUAAAAAAUGUGCAGCCUUUUGUUGCUGGGUACAGGUUUGGUUCUGUUGGGGUUGCACACAAUGGAAACUUGGUAAACUAUAGAACUUUGAGAGCCAUGCUUGAAGAUAAUGGAUCAAUUUUUAAUACUAGUUCUGAUACUGAAGUUGUGCUUCAUUUGAUUGCUAUUUCAAAGGCUAGGCCUUUCUUUUUGAGGAUUGUAGAUGCCUGUGAGAAGCUUGAAGGGGCUUAUUCAAUGGUGUUUGCGACUGAGGAUAAGCUUGUUGCGGUUCGUGACCCCUACGGGUUUAGGCCAUUGGUAAUGGGGAGGAGGAGUAAUGGUGCUGUAGUGUUUGCCUCUGAGACUUGUGCUCUUGAUUUGAUUGAGGCAACAUAUGAGAGAGAGGUGUAUCCUGGUGAAGUUUUGGUGGUGGAUAAAAAGGACGGGAUUCAAUCACUUUGCUUGAUGCGCCACCCUGAACCAAAACAAUGUGUUUUUGAGCAUAUCUAUUUUUCUCUGCCUAAUUCUGUUGUUUUUGGCAGGUCUGUUUAUGAGUCACGAUAUAUUUUUGGGGAAGUACUUGCUUCUGAGGCUCCUGUUGACUGUGAUGUUGUGAUUGCUGUGCCGGAUUCCGGGGUGGUCGCUGCUCUUGGUUAUGCUGCCAAAGCAGGGGUUCCAUUUCAGCAAGGGCUGAUCAGGUCUCACUAUGUUGGAAGAACUUUCAUUGAGCCUUCACAGAAGAUUAGGGACUUUGGCGUGAAGCUUAAGCUUUCGCCAGUUCGCGGUGUAUUGGAAGGUAAGAGGGUUGUGGUCGUGGAUGACUCAAUUGUGAGAGGAACCACAUCUUCAAAAAUUGUUAGGAUGAUUAAAGAGGCAGGGGCUAAGGAGGUUCACAUGAGGAUUGCCAGCCCACCAAUUAUUGGUUCUUGUUAUUAUGGAGUGGACACACCAAGCUCUGAGGAAUUGAUAUCUAAUAGAAUGAGUGUGGAGGAGAUUAGAGAGUUUAUUGGAUGUGAUUCACUUGCUUUUCUGCCAUUUGAUAGCCUGAAGAAGAUGUUGGGUGGAGAUUCUCCAAAUUUUUGUUUUGCUUGCUUCUCUGGGAAGUACCCAGUUAUGCCAAGGGAAGUUAAAGUUAAACGGGUUGGUGAUUUCUUGGAUGAUGGGUUAAAUGGACCUAUUGAUUCCAUUGAUGGAGGUUGGGUUAAAGGUCCAAGAAAUUUCAACAGUGAGAAAGAAAUUGAUCCCCUGUAUCAACAGAGCAAGAUUUAGCUGUGGUGAGUGAUAGAUAUCUUGAGUGAUCCGAACACAGUCUAUAUUUUCUUCCUUGAACAAUCUAGAGUUUUACAAUAUAGAGCUAAUACAAUUUUGUCCCAUAGUUUUUUUCUGCAAAUUAAUCUCAUUAAUGUAUGGUUUUGUUUUCUUUGCGUAAAGCAAAUGGGCAAUUAGAUGAACUUUUGAUUGAUGUUAUAUCAUACAGUGAUUUUAUUGUAUCGGAGCUCCCUUAUUGACAGUUUCUUUCCUUUCCUGCUUC
Durio zibethinus is the source of this 2246-nucleotide messenger RNA. The record is from RefSeq and is a predicted model, not a curated record. Lineage: Eukaryota; Viridiplantae; Streptophyta; Magnoliopsida; Malvales; Malvaceae.